GCCAAGCUCACAGCUGAUCAGUUAUAUCUAAUAUAUACACACACACCUUUUAAAAAACAGACCAGCAAUUUUUUUUAUUGUUUGUACAGACAUUCACUAUUCUCACUCUCACACACACAUACACACACACACAUUCUGCUAUUGCGAUGGCUGAGGUAGGGGGCUUUCUUGGAUCUCUGGAUUUGGAUUUGCAUGGAUUUUCCUCCUCUCUUGGGAAUGUUGCUUUAGCUGAUUCUCCUGGUUUUUUGAAUGAGAGAUUGGGACAGAUUGAAGGAAGGCUCCAGAGGGGAUCUCCCACUGACUUUGCCCACCUUAAAGGUAUCCUCAGGCGGAGGCAGCUCUACUGCAGGACGGGCUUCCAUCUGGAAAUCUUCCCUAAUGGCACGGUGCAUGGCACCAGGCAGGAUCACAGCAGAUUCGGGAUUUUGGAGUUCAUUAGCCUGGCGGUGGGGCUGGUUAGUAUCCGUGGGGUGGAUUCAGGACUCUACCUCGGAAUGAAUGAGAGAGGCGAGCUGUAUGGGUCGAAGAAACUUACGAGGGAGUGCGUUUUCCGAGAGCAGUUUGAAGAAAACUGGUACAACACCUAUGCCUCGACCCUCUACAAACAUUCCGACUCUGAGAGACAGUAUUAUGUGGCUUUGAACAAGGAUGGCUCACCUCGUGAAGGAUACAGGACUAAGAGACACCAGAAGUUCACUCAUUUUUUACCCAGACCUGUGGACCCUGCUAAAAUACCUGCAAUGUACAGAGAUCUUUUCCACUAUAGGUGA
Emys orbicularis (European pond turtle) is the source of this 770-nucleotide messenger RNA. It is a transcript of the gene FGF16, whose product is annotated as fibroblast growth factor 16. Lineage: Eukaryota; Metazoa; Chordata; Testudines; Emydidae. Bases 147 to 770 code for a protein of 207 amino acids. Gene Ontology annotation, molecular function: growth factor activity; fibroblast growth factor receptor binding. Gene Ontology annotation, biological process: positive regulation of protein phosphorylation; positive regulation of gene expression; positive regulation of cell population proliferation. The transcript has 3 exons. Gene Ontology annotation, cellular component: cytoplasm. The record is from RefSeq and is a predicted model, not a curated record.